Molecule: messenger RNA, 1608 nt
Organism: Daldinia childiae
Lineage: Eukaryota; Fungi; Ascomycota; Sordariomycetes; Xylariales; Hypoxylaceae
Product: putative major facilitator superfamily transporter protein
Exons: 7
Coding region: 1-1608 (535 amino acids)
Biological process (GO): transmembrane transport
Cellular component (GO): membrane
Molecular function (GO): transmembrane transporter activity
Source: RefSeq, a predicted model, not a curated record
AUGGCAGCAGAUGAGACAUCACCGUUACUCGAAAAUGCGGCCCCUCCGAGGAUAAACAGGCCUGCCAAGCCCGCUGGUACCCUUUUCGGUCCCGCAAAUCGCAUUCUCCUCGCCGGCUUCAUGAUGGCUUUCACCCUCGGCAUCACACAAGUUCCAAUCAAUUAUGUGUUCCGUCUUAUGGAAUGUGAUGUCUUCUAUAGCCAUAAUCCCCCGUUUGAGGGACCCGGCGAUAGAUGUCAUCGUCGAGAGAUUAGUGCUGGUACUGCGACUCAGGUUUCUAUCCUAGGCAUGUCGACGUCUUUUAGCGGCGUAUUCAAUUUAUUCAUAUGUGGCUACUUUAUCAAACUUUGGGGUCCGCGAUGGGCCUUCGUCUCCCAGACUGUACUUCUAGGUUUGAGGGUAUGUACGCAGAUCGUCGCCGUGACAAUCGGUGGCCGGGAAGGUAUAAUCAUUUUUCAAGCUUGUCAAGCUAUAGGUAUCAUUGGAGGACCCCGCGGUUUUCAGCUAGUUCUCAACACCGCGGUGAGUGAACUGGUCGCGCCCAAAGACCGCACGGCCGUUUUUGGUCGGUUACAAGGAUCAAUCAUGUUGGGAACUGCAUUUGGUUUCCUGCUGGGAGGCGUGCUCGGCGACAUCUACAAUAUUAGACGUCCAUUCGAGACCGCCUUUUUCCUCUAUGUGGUUUCUUCACUAUACGGAGCAUUAUUCUUACCGACGGGAGCAAGUGAUGAGGCUGCCAGUAAGAAACAAAAUGGUCGGGGCAUUAGUGCUUUCUUCGCACCUAUUAGGAUGAUCGCACCUCAUUCUUACCGUUUAGAGUCGGGCAAAGUUAUCAAAAAUUACAGCUUGAUUUUCCUCGCCCUAGGUAUUUUCCUCGGCGUCUUCUCUUCCGGAUAUGUCCCGAUUCUCCUGCAGAUGUACGCCACUUCCGAAUUCGAUUUCGGUACUAGUGAGAACGGAUAUCUCAUGUUCGGUAACGCGGCUAUCCGCGGUAUAUUCUUACUUUUCAUGUUCCCGAAGAUCAUAUCAUCCGGUCGGACCUGGUUCAAUGGUACAUCAACGCCAGCGGAAACUAGAGAACAUAGAGUAGAGACCCAUAUUCCAGUUAACCCAGGGGAUUUUGAAGCCGACGAGGUCGGAGAAGUACCACAAGAACCAAUACAGCCCCUUGAGGAUGAGGAAGAUUCCGGGACCGGAUUUGACCUCUUCUUUGUCAGAUGGAGUCUGGUUGUCGAUUCAAUAGUGACAGUAAUUGCUGGCUUCUCAACGGAGGGUUGGCAGGUAUACCUCGCUGGAUUUUUACUGCCGUUUGCUUCGGGAUCGGCACCGGCAGCUAAAGGGGUUAUGACUGAACUAUGCCCCCCGCAACAACGACAAGAUGCCAUCAGCGCCAUCACCUUAGUGGAGAGCACGGCUACGUUAUUAACGCAAGGACUUUUCGGCUUAAUUCUUGCUAUUUUCUCCGAACUCGGCCAGCCGAGCUUAACAUUUUUCUGCAACGCCGGGUUUGCUGUACUCGGUUUUGCCGUCUUGUUUAUGGCACACCUACCACCACCUAACAGCAAGAGAAUUGAUGACGAAGAUUCGGAAACCGAGACUGAGAACUAG